UGUGUGUUAGAGGUUCAGUUUUAAGAUGUAGUGCAGCGCAGGUCACGUGUAUGAGAAAGACAGAGAAGGUUGCUCUCUGUGUAACCGUAGCCCACAUCUCUCUCUGACAUCCGUAUCCUGGCCACAGAGAGGACAUUAUCUCCACCUCAGACAAUAUGUGAUUCAGUUGCUUGGGUGUCUGAUAACCUGUUUUAGACACAGUGGAAGCUGCUACUGAAAGUCAUUUCAAUUAUUGUUAACAGAACAGACACACGGUUUGAUAUGACUCCAACACGCUGCUGGCUCAAUCCCCUCAGCUACCUGGUCAAAUGAGUGUGGCUGGCUUUAAACAACUUUGCUGUUUGGCAAGAGUGUGUUUUUAUGUGGGUGAGUGUUUGUAGGGGUGUAUUUGAGCAGUGUGGUGAGCGUGUAGGAGUUAGUGAGUUUGCCUGUGAGAGCGUGUUAGUUUGUGGGUGUCCUGUCCUUGGCCGGAGUUGUGUGGAUUGGCUCUUUCCAUGGUGCUGCAGGGUCGCUGGGUUCAGCGCGCUACUGAGGCUGUGCCUGCCCCGCUCUCAUCCUUGAACUGCUGAAAAAAUGCAGUGCUACAAAGCCACCUUUAACUGCACACUGAGAUGGAGGCCUCUAGACUCUCUGACUCGUUGAGGUUUCUGUUAUAAGGACUGCUUCUAUAUUAUGAAAUAUGUUUUGCGUAACACUGUCAUGGCCUCACUUGCCUUUUUUGAUUUCGAAUGUAAUAAGCUUUCUUAACAUUUGUGAACUUUGAUCAGUCUACACCCUUUGGAAUGUUGAAAAGGCUACCCGAACAGUUUCUGGUUGGACCUAAAGUUCUGGUGCUGUUUUGAGCUGACAGCAGCAGGAACGGAAGGAUUGAGUGAAGCUGAGCUGAGCUGAGCUAAGCGAAGUAAAUGGGAAAGCAGUAGCAAACUGCCUCGGACUGAAAACCCCCUGGGGCAGAGAGCACAUGACUCCACUGCUUGUUCUAGCCUGCAUAGCUGUGGCAGCGAGGGGAGGUGCAGCUGAAACCCCAUCCACAUAGCUUCAUUAUCAGCUUUUAUACGUCUCCUUUUACCACACUUCCUCUGGCAUAGGCUGAUUUAAAGAGAUCAAAAACUAAAUGUGUGUUAGAAAUGAGAAAUCUACCAUUACUUUAGCUCUUGCAUGAUUCCAAGCUAAGUCUUAUGCACAUCUCUGUUUCUGUUUGUGUUUCUUUUUACAGGUUGAUCCUCUCUAUCUCUUGGAAUGUCCAGCUCUUGCCCGAUUGCCCACUGGCUGACCCGCAGCAGUUCUUCACUGGCAAGCUUUAUGUCCUUGUGUAUCAGCUAAAGCUGCCAGCUGAAGAACUGUUGUGGUUGGCUCUUUCCUGGCACCCCAGCUUAGAAUGAAACCAUCACGGGUCAGGAUUUGGAGGAAUCUGAGACGAACCAGAUGGUAGAGAAGUCAAAAUCAAUCUCAGAGGGGAAAGAAGGUUCCAGGGCAACUUACUCAGCACCAGGUUAAAGCUGCUUACGCAGAUUACCUUGAGUUCCAGGCAGACAGGAGAUCACAGCACCUGAUGAAAUAUUCAUGUUGCAACACUGUGCCAGACCUCUUGCAAGCUUGCUUGAUCUUUGGCCCUGUGACUGAGGCAGAGUGCUGCCGUUUUAAUCGAACACAAGUUACCUGCUGUGCUGUGAGACUCACUUUUCCCCAGGUGAACAGCACUUUACAAUGACUCAUCAUAAGUUUGCCCAGCAGAGGCCAUUUUGUGCGCGAAGACUGAGAAGAGGCAGCACAUAGACAUAUGACUCAUGACAACAAGCUUUUUCACUCUGCAUGUCGACAAGCCAGACACUCACACUUACAGUACAGUAGAGCACACCAUGCUUCUGGGUCUGUUUUCUACUCUCCUACGAUUCAUAUCAGUUUUGAGAUCCCAAAACCACCUUUUUAUCCAUAGUCAAAAAUAAAUGUGAAAAAUAGAAUAGGAUCAUAUGCUGUUAUAUAAAGCAAGUACAGAUGUGAUGCAGCGUCAUGUAUCAUGCCUUAAGCCAAAGAUAAUGUAUAAGACCUGUGUGACCCCCAGACGAAUGGAUGAGUCCAUCAUCUCCAGGCCUAUAAUAAACGAUAGCCUCAGUCUGGCCAGCUCAUUAACUACUGCUGGAAAAUACCAUGAGCGGAUGUCUGAAUGCAUCCUGAUGACUCAGAGCAUAUGCACACCCACUGCCACCACGAUGUCUGAGUGACUAACUAGCCUCCUGUUCCACUGGAGCCCUGAACAAGCUCUGUGACGCAUUCGGCAAAGCGAGGCCACCGGCAAUGUGUCGCGUUUAAUGCGGCACUGUUGCCACGAGGUGGGAUGAAAAGGAAAAAUGUGAGAGUAAGAGACUUUAAGGGCACAACGGUGGGUGAAUAGGAUUCAUUGUGGGCCUUUAAUCUGCUGUCUACCUCUGCAGUUAAUCCUGCUGGUGACAUCAGGACGAGACUGUUUCAGGUGACUUUCCAUUUCCGAACCAUGCUGUGCAAUGACGAUCGCACUGUGCUGGAUGACAGUAAGAAAGUCGGGGUGCCCAUGGAAGUGGUGAUCGGGAACAUGUUCAAGUUGGACGUGUGGGAGAAUCUGCUCAAGUCCAUGCGCAUAGGUGAAGUUGCAGAGUUCUGGUGUGACAUAAUCCACACUGGCAUGUACCCCAUGGUGGCAAAAAGUCUUCGACGCAUUGCAGAAGGAAAAGAUCCAGUGGACUGGCACAUACACACCUGUGGCAUGGCUAACAUGUUUGCAUUUCACACCCUGGGUUAUGAUGACCUGGAUGAGCUCCAGAAAGAACCACAGCCUCUCAUCUUUGUGUUAGAACUGCUUAAGGUUCAGCAGCCGAGUGAGUAUCACAGGGAAUCAUGGGCGAUGAAUGAUGAGGAGAGACUAAAGGUUGUUCCUGUGCUCCAUGGCCAAGGAAACAAACUGUUCAAACAGGGUCGCUUUGAGGAGGCCACAAACAAGUACAAGGAGGCAAUCCUUUGCAUCAAGAACAUUCAGUCAAAGGAGAAGGCCUGGGAGGUCCCCUGGCUGAAGCUUGAAAAGAUGGCCAAUACUCUUACACUCAAUUACUGCCAGUGUUUGCUGCGCAUGCAGGAGUAUUACGAAAUUAUCGAGCACACUACUGACAUCAUUAACCAGCAUCCUGGGGUAAUGAAAGCUUUCUACUUACGGGGGAAAGCAAACAUGGAAGUGUGGAACGAGGCUGAGGCCAGAGCUGACUUUCAGAGGGUGCUGGAUCUAGACCCAGGUAUGAAGAAGUCAGUGAAGAAAGAGCUAUCUAUUCUCAAUUUGCGCAUGGAGGAGAAGAGAGAAGAGGAAAGACAGAAAUACAAGGGAAUGUUCACAGCCACAGCAACAGAGCAAGAAGCUACUCCACAAGAAACUUUCAAGCAAGUGGCUCUGGAGCAAGCGCCUACAGAACAAGAAACAACAUUACAGGAAACCCCUGAGAAAGACUAUUCAGAGAAAGAAAUUUUCAAGCCAGAAACUCUACAUCAAGAAAUUUCAGAACCAAACAAUCCAGAAGAGAAAACACUAGAGCAAGAAAUCUAGAGCAGGAAAAUGUAAAGCAAGAAAUUAUAGAUGAGCAAAAUCCAGAGGCAAAGAAUGCAGAGAGGAAAACACUACAGCAAGAAACUUUAGAGGAAGAAACUCUAGAAGAAGAAACCCCAGAGCCAUACAAUCCAGACGAGAAAAUGCUAGAGCAAAUAAAUCUAGCACAGGAGACUAUACAGCAAGAAAUUCCUGAGAACAGCACUCCAGUGUUAUUAACUCCAGAGCAGGAAACUCCAGAGAAGGAAAUCUUAAAGAAAUGCUGAGAAUGAAGCUCCAGCAAAGAAAGAGCAAGUUAAUCCUGAACAAGAAAAUGUAUCACAGUUAACCUCAGCAGUAGCACAAAACUUUUAAUGACUUUCAGUGAUGUAGGUACUUAGUGAAAGAGUUUGAUCCCCAUCUGAUCCCUGUUAUUGGUUAUUAAUCUAAUAUGGCACGAGGUGAGCAUAUUGCUUACUUUCAGGAGUCUUAUUUAAGAUAUAACCUGAUAUGUAUCUGAUAUUUAAGAAAAUACUACAGCAUAAUAUUUAUAUUAAUAAUUUUCCAUUUGGGGUAAACUAUUAUUC
Molecule: messenger RNA, 4131 nt
Organism: Tachysurus fulvidraco (yellow catfish)
Lineage: Eukaryota; Metazoa; Chordata; Actinopteri; Siluriformes; Bagridae
Gene: aipl1
Product: aryl hydrocarbon receptor interacting protein-like 1
Exons: 8
Coding region: 2492-3565 (357 amino acids)
Molecular function (GO): peptidyl-prolyl cis-trans isomerase activity; protein binding
Source: RefSeq, a predicted model, not a curated record